UAAUUUCAUACCAUUAUUGCAAUAUACAAAGCUGGAAAUCCAUUAUAAAAACCCAAGUUUAUCAGCCUCUUCUCAUGUAUUCACAUGUGUGAAGAUAAUUUCACUUGAAGAGAAUGUCAGCUCUUGUUUCAAGCUGGUCCAAGAAUGUUCACACCGUGCCAGAAAACUUUGUUUGCUCAUCUGAAGAAAGACCUGGAGACCUUGCAGUGCCUUUGUGCAAAGGCAUUCCAGUGGUUGAUCUACAACAAGUAGACGGUCAUGACAGAGCUGAUUCAAUUAAGCAAAUUAUGAUAGGUAGCCAGGAUUUUGGAAUGUUUCAGGUGAUCAACCAUGGACUAUUAAAAGAACUAAUGGACGACACAAUGAGUCUGUUCAAGGAGUUCUUUGACAUGCCUGAAGAAGACAAGGCCACUUACUAUUCCGAGGACAUGAGUAAGAGCUUCAGACUCUACACAGGCAGUUUUUGUCACUCUGUUAUUAAUCACAACUACUGGAAGGAUUCAGUAAGACAAGAUUGUCACCCUUUAGAGGAUCACAUUGAAACUUGGCCAGAAAAGCCAGCCAGAUACCGAGAGGUUGUUGGGACAUAUUCAGUGGAAGUGAGGAAGUUAGGCAUGAGGAUUUUGGAUCUUAUUUGUGAAGGAUUGGGAGUUGACGUGGGGUAUUUUGCAGGUGACCUAAGCAAAUUCCAGGGAAUGAUAGUUAAUCAUUAUCCGCCAUGUCCAAACCCAAGUUUGGUCUUGGGAGUACGUGGACACUACGACACCAACCUCUUAACCUUACUUCAACAGGACGAGUAUGGGCUUCAGAUCCUCAAGGAUGGGCAGUGGUUUGGUGUUAAACAUGUCCCUAAUGCAUUUGUUAUCAACAUAGGCAGCCAACUAGAGAUAAUCAGCAAUGGGAAGCUGACAAGUAUUAAACAUCGAGCAGUGACAAAUUCAAGUGUUUCUAGGACGUCCAUAGUCACUUUAAUUAAUCCAUCUGAAGAAUGCAUCAUAGAACCUGCAAAAGCACUUGUUAGUGCAUGCAAUCCCUUGAUGUUCCAAGCUGUUCAAUGCAAAGAGUACGUUGACACUUGCAUGCCCAAGGCUCGGGACCCCAACGGCGCAACACUGGAGUCCUGAUAGCUCCAAGCUUAAGUUACGGUG
This is a messenger RNA of Camellia sinensis, 1148 nucleotides long. Its product is annotated as hyoscyamine 6-dioxygenase-like. The record is from RefSeq and is a predicted model, not a curated record. Lineage: Eukaryota; Viridiplantae; Streptophyta; Magnoliopsida; Ericales; Theaceae.